AUGAAGCCCGAGAACAUCGACCCAGCUCGUACGAGACGUCUCGCAAAGACCUUCAAAGACAUCGUCGCGGGGCACCGUACUGUCUCAACUGCCACCGACGCUCGCCUCUACCUGGAAGCUGUGAGGGCUCAGCCGGACCCAUCGGCUUGCAUUGAGACCAUUGUGGCCAGCGAGCACGGCAUUCGUGGUAUAAGCACAAGCGUCCGAACCGAUCCCUCACCCGUGUUUCUGACCGCCCAUGUCGUCCCCUUCUUGGAAUACCUGGCACAUCCGGGCAUUAGAGCCAUCCACGAGGGCAGUCUUCUACGCCAAAUACUUUUGGCGAUUGUGAACCCCCCGAUUGCCUGGAACUAUCUCCUGACGCUAUGGCUUGAUGACACGCUUCAGUACGGAAACGCCGAGGUCUUUGCCUGGCUGUCUCUCGAAAUUGUCACCCUGCCUGGGCAGGAACUCGUCUCCAUUGUCGAAAGCUUGGUCGCCGCCGUGGAGAAACGUUCAUUCCUCCAUGACACCAACCCCAAAGUCCGCGAGCUUGGAUAUCGGAUCCAAAGGGCUCUCAAACUCAACUCUGCCGUCGAGUCAGGACCCAUCGGGGAGGCGCCGGGCGGCCGGCAUGACAACGACUGCAAAUUUCAGAGAUAUCUCCGUCUAUCCGACAAGCGACGACGAAAGAAGCUGCUCAACGACGACAAGAAGAUCCUAGGUCAUCAAAGCUUUGGUGCUCUGUGUAAUGAAAAGGAGAUCAUCGGCUUCGCCUUCACUGUACGUGACGUCGACCAACUUGCAGAGAAGGUACUUGGUCUACAGUUCGCUGGCAAAGACACGCUGUCGAAAGCUCUGUCAGCUUUCCGAAACCCUCAAAACCUUCGGUUCGUCCUUGUAAACACCCCUGUGUUUGCGUAUGAGCCGGUUCUUGAGAGACUCAAAACGAUCAGGGAUAUGCCUCUUGAAAAAUACCUGCUGGUACUUCCUGAUGAUGGCACUUCCAUGAACGACUCUUUCACUCCUAGCCCAGAAAUUGCAAAAUUGUUGACGACCCUUAACAAGUCGAGCGCAUCCAUUCAACUGAGUUUCCCGAAGGGACUCAAAAAAAUCCUACUAGACGAAUCACAGACGGCAUCGUUGAAAAACGCCUUGGAGAGCCCACUCUCCAUCAUUCAAGGACCUCCAGUAUCGCAGGAGAAGAUGAUCCGUCUCGGUGGGAAAUAUACUGCAGCGACUGAGCCGAUCCGAUUCGACUCCCUCUAUCGCAAUAGCAAGCAUUACUUGAGCAAUCAUUGCCGCGAUGAGAUCAGAGGGCUGCAAGAAGAGGCUAUGAGCCUUCAAGCAGAAAUCGAGCAAGCCUGCCGAAGCGUUGGACGCAAUGCUAUUUCUGCUGAUGACGUGCUCUCUUAUCUCGAAUUCUCGGAACAAUACCAACCACACUACGACGCAUUCCUCAUGAUGGAGUGUGAUGACGGCUUCGUCACGGCUAACCAUCAAGGCAAGGCCGUUUCUAGAGACUACCUCCUCCGACGGUGGAACACAGGGGCUCAAGCUCCAGAGCCGAGAUCGGCAGAAAAGAUCGAGAACCUUCAGACGCUCACCGACCAAUUCGACGAUAUUCAGAGACAAGUGGAUUAUCUCUUUGCCGAGGCAAAGCGCAAUUUCAUCAAGACGAAGCGCAUCGUAGGCUGUACGACAACUGCAGCUUCUAUGCACUCAUCUCUCAUUUCGGCGUUUGCCCCUGAUGUUGUCAUGGUCGAAGAGGCCGGAGAGAUUCUCGAGGCACAUAUCCUUGCGGCUCUCCAGCCUUGCGUUCAGCAACUCAUCCUGAUUGGGGAUCAUAAACAGCUGCGGCCCAAGGUUAACAACUACACUCUCAGUGUUGAGCACGGUGGCGGUUUUGAUCUCAACCGCUCUUUGUUCGAGCGACUCAUUCUACAGGGCCAUCGGCACACUACUCUCUGCAAACAGCAUCGCAUGCACCCUGACAUCUCGCAGCUUGUACGACAAAUGACGUAUCCAGAGCUGCUUGACGGAGACAAGAUGCGUGAGCAUCCUAUCAUCCGAGGUCUCUUGGGUCGAGUUAUGUUUAUCAAUCACGACAAGCCCGAGCUUGACGGAGCUGGUGCCUACUCUCAAACCGAUGUGGACUAUCGUGCAAGCAAACAAAAUCCGUUCGAAGCAAAGCUGGUUCUUAAGUUAGUCAAGUACCUGGGCCAACAGGGGUAUGGAAAUUCACACCUGGUUGUGCUCACUCCCUACCUCGGCCAGCUAUGCCUUCUUCGCGACGAACUGAGCAAGGAGAACGACCCAUUGCUGAACGAUAUGGACUCUGCUGAGCUCAUCAGAGCUGGUUUGAUGACGACCGCGGCGAGCUUGGUUGCGAAGACGAAAAUCAGGCUCUCUACCAUUGGAGAAGAAAGUGACAUCGUCAUCGCGUCACUAACGCGUAGCAACGCCAGAGGCGAUAUUGGGUUCAUGAAGGCACCCGAGCGCCUGAAUGUCUUGGUAUCUCGAGCACGGAAUAGCCUGAUCAUGAUUGGAAACUUGGACACAUUUAUAAAAUCUACCCAGGGUCAACGUGUGUGGGUGCCGUUUUUCAACAUUCUGCGCGAGAAGCAAUUUCUCCAAGAUGGUUUUUGGGUUCGCUGUGAGCAGCAUCCCUCUAGGAUUGUCAUGUUGGCUGGACCUGAGGACUUUGACCUCAAGUGUCCGGAUGGCGGGUGCUCCGAGCCGUGCGGAACAAAGCUGAAAUGCGGAUUGCACACGUGCCAACGGCGAUGUCACCGUCUGUUGGACCAUAAUAUCGAGGCUGAGCGUCGUAUGCUUCAAUUCGAAAAGACGUCGCAAGAACAAGAUAAAACGCUCGAGCAGCGACGCGCUGAUCUCCAGGCCCUGAAGCAGACGCGGGCUAGACAAGAGGCCAUUGUCGACACCGAACAGAAGAAUGAAGCCGCUUCUGUGGCAAAUUCAGCGUCAUCCAGCAAGCCUAAAGCUGGGUCUGAGAUCGAGAACACAGGCGCCCAAAAGGAAUGGGAGGAAAUGAAGCGGGUUGACCACGCGAGAUGUGAUGCUUUGGACACGUUGAUGAGCCUCAUAGGUCUCGAAGGGGUCAAACAGAACUUCCUGUCUAUCAAAAACAGGGUCGACACAUCAGUCAGACAACAGAUAUCUCUCAAGGUUGAGAGAUUCAGCUGCAGUCUGUUGGGGAACCCGGGAACUGUCAUUGCAGGCAGUGAAUUUGAAGAAACCACAGGCUCGAAGCUGGCUUCCAUGGGUGUGACUGGUUGCCAGACUCUGAUUGAAAAGGUUCUUGAAAACGGAGGGGGCGUCAUCUUCAUUGAUGAAGCGUAUCAGCUGUCUUCAGGCAACAGCCCAGGAGGUCGCGCUGUUCUCGACUUCCUCCUCGCCGAGGUCGAAAAUCUUACAGGAAUGAUUGUUUUUGUCCUUGCUGGCUACAACAAGCAGAUGGAGACGUUUUUUGCGCAUAAUCCUGGCUUCCCUAGUCGAUUCCCGCUGGAGAUGAAGUUCGAAGACUACGAUGACAAAGAACUCUUGAGAAUAUUGGAGCGUCAAAUCAGUAAGAAGUUUGGCGGACGAAUGACAGUCGAAGACGGCCUGCAAGGGCUGUUCUGCCGGAUCGUUGCCCGCCGUCUCGGGAUGGGCCGUGGUACGGAGGGGUUCGGCAAUGCUAGAGCUGUCGAAAACGCGUUCUCCAGGAUUUGCAUGCGACAAGCCGACCGUUUGCUGAGCGAGAGACGCAAGGGACUGCGACCAGAUGACCUCAAAUUGAGUAAGGAAGACCUCAUCGGGCCACAGCCGACCAAUGCGCUUCAGAACUCUAAAGCAUGGGGGAAAAUGCAAGGUCUGGUUGGCCUUUCUUCGGUCAAAGAGUCUGUACAAAUGCUUUUGGACACCAUCCAGGCGAACUAUCAACGUGAAAUGGUUGAAGAGCCUGUAAUACAGUUCUCGCUCAACCGCGUCUUCUUGGGCAGCCCAGGCACAGGGAAGACCACGGUGGCGAAGAUUUAUGGUCAAAUUCUAGUCGACCUGGGGCUGCUCUCUAGUGGAGAGGUUAUUGUCAAAAACCCCUCGGACUUCAUCGGUGCUGUCAUGGGCCAGUCAGAGCAGCAGACUCGAGGUAUCCUCGCAGCCACGGUUGGCAAAGUCCUCGUCAUCGACGAAGCAUACGGUCUCUACGGCGGAGGUGGUACGCAAGGUAGGGGAACUACAGACCCUUACAGGACUGCCGUCAUCGAUACCAUUGUAGCUGAGGUCCAGAGCACCCCUGGUGACGACAGAUGUGUCUUACUCCUCGGAUACAAGGAUCAACUGGAGGAAAUGUUCCAAAACGUCAACCCUGGCCUCAGCAGACGCUUCCCGCUGGCGUCUGCCUUUGUGUUUGAAGACUUUGACAAUGACGAUCUUCGAAAGAUCCUAGAUCUUAAGUUGAAGCAACAAGGGUUCAAGGCCACGGACCAAGCAAAAACUGUCGCCAUCGAGGUGCUGGACCGGGCCCGCAACCGACCCAAUUUUGGCAACGCUGGCGAGAUUGACAUACUACUUGACCAAGCCAAAGGGAGCCACCAGAAGCGAUUGUCUCUCGGCCAAACAGAGCACAGAGUGACUCUUGGAGCUGUUGACUUUGAUGCGGGCUUCGAGCGCAUGCAACGUAGUCAGACAAACAUCCCAAUGCUGUUUGAGGGCACUGUGGGCUGCGAGAAGAUUGUCGCAAUCCUACAAGGCUAUCAAGACAUCGUUCGUACGUCGAGACUUCUGGGCAUGGAUCCAAAAGGGCAAGUUCCAUUCAACUUCCUAUUUCGAGGGCCGCCAGGGACAGGCAAAACGUCGACGGCCAAAAAGAUGGGGAAGGUCUUCAUGGACAUGGGCCUUUUGGCUAGCGCAGAUGUCCUCGAUUGCUCUGCCACGGAUUUAAUCGGACAGUAUGUUGGGCAGACAGGGCCCAAAGUGCAGCAGCUCCUUGACAAAGCUCUGGGGCGCGUGCUUCUGAUUGACGAAGCCUACCGUCUGGCAGAUGGCCAAUUUGCAAAAGAAGCUCUCGACGAGUUGGUCGAUGCCGUCACCAAAGACAAGUAUGAAGGAAGGCUAGUAAUAAUUCUGGCCGGCUACGAGAACGAUAUCAACCGCUUGAUGAGCGUCAACCCUGGUAUGACAAGCCGCUUCCCUGAAACCAUUGACUUUUAUAGCCUCGACCCAGGCAGUUGCCUUGAGCUAUUGACGAGAACGCUUCAAAAGCAGAAGCAAAGGCUGAAGGGAACCAAGGGUGAUCUCAAUUUCGGCUGCUUAGAGCGACCGUCAAGGCGGUUUGAAGUGGAUGCCCUGCGCUUGUUUGACGGUCUGUCAAAACAAACAUCCUGGGCGAGCGCACGCGACAUCGAGACCCUUGCCAAGGCUGUUUUCAAUGUUGGCCUCCGGGGUCUCAAAGAAGGCGGCGGUCACUGUAUCCUAGUCUCAGAGGAUGUCGUUCUCGGCCAGCUGCAGAAGAUGCUGCACGAACGUCACAGCCGUGAAAAGCGAGUGUCCCAUCAACUCACCACAGGAUUAGCAGAUCUCUCUCUCCUUUCUCCACCAAUCGCGGAGCCGACGUUGAUGCACCAGCAUGAAGAAAGGACAACGGAGACAUCGCAACAGGGCGCCAAGGAGGACGACUUGACCCCUCCUUCGAGCCCAGGGCCCAACCUUCGCUUCCAGAAUGACAGCAUUCGCGAUGCUGGCGUGAGCAAUGAAGUUUGGGAGCAGCUGCAGAAGGAUGCUAAGGCGGAGGGCGAUCAGGAAGAGCACUACCAGUCGAUGCUCGAGGCGAAGAAAACUGCAGAUGAAGGAGAAUUGGACCGCAUCAUGGGUGAAUUGAUUGGAGCAGAGAAUCGCCGCCGGCAAGAGGCUGAAGCCAGAAGGAAAUUAGCGCUUAGUGGGCGUUGCCCUGUUGGCUACGCCUGGAUCAAGCAGGCCGGAGGCUACCGAUGUGCUGGGGGGUCGCAUUUUGUGCGUGAUUUGGAGAUGGCAUGA
Molecule: messenger RNA, 6012 nt
Organism: Verticillium alfalfae VaMs.102
Lineage: Eukaryota; Fungi; Ascomycota; Sordariomycetes; Glomerellales; Plectosphaerellaceae
Product: cbbX
Exons: 7
Coding region: 1-6012 (2003 amino acids)
Molecular function (GO): ATP hydrolysis activity; ATP binding; helicase activity
Source: RefSeq, a predicted model, not a curated record